This is a messenger RNA of Malus domestica (apple), 1692 nucleotides long. RefSeq names its product probable voltage-gated potassium channel subunit beta. NCBI's taxonomy places the organism in Eukaryota, Viridiplantae, Streptophyta, Magnoliopsida, Rosales, Rosaceae. The record is from RefSeq and is a predicted model, not a curated record.
UCGUCAUCAUUGAUUGAACCCAAUACCAACUCUCGCCGGCCACCCCUUAUUCCAUAUUCGAGCGGCCACAGCGCCAUUGGCCCGUCGAUCCAUCCGUCCCUGUCGAACAGUCAACUCCUAUCGAAAAAUCCGAUUCAAUGCAUCACCCACUCUCGAAAAAGACACUCAAAUACUAGCUCGCAUGAUAAAUCCAGUCAGGUCCACAAGAACGUUACAUACAAUGCCUACAUCCCCACGCUAUAUAUAUAUAUAUAUAUAUUUCGAAAUGGAAAAACCAAAUAAAUCCACGUGUGCUUCAACCCCUUCCUUCCUUCCUUCCUUCCCUAUAAACUCCCAUCAACUCAAACCUUUUGACUCCUCAGUCUCUCUCAGUCUCUCUCAGUCUCUCCAAUGGCGUCGAACAAUAUGCAGUACAAGAACCUCGGCUGCUCGGGCCUCAAAGUGAGCCAGCUCUCCUAUGGCGCAUGGGUCAGCUUCGGCAACCAGCUCGACGUCAAGGAGGCCAAGUCCAUCCUCCAGACCUGCCGCGACCACGGCGUCAACUUCUUCGACAACGCCGAGGUCUACGCCUCCGGCCGCGCCGAGGAGAUCAUGGGCCAGGCCAUUCGCGAGCUCGGCUGGAAGCGCUCCGACGUCGUCAUUUCCACCAAGAUCUUCUGGGGCGGGCCAGGCCCCAACGACAAGGGCCUGUCGCGGAAGCACAUCGUCGAGGGCACCAAGGAGUCGCUGAAGCGCCUGGACAUGGAGUACGUGGAUCUCAUCUACUGCCACCGCCCGGACGCCACGACGCCGAUCGAGGAGACGGUGAGGGCGAUGAACUACGUGAUCGAUAAAGGGUGGGCGUUUUAUUGGGGGACGAGUGAGUGGUCGGCGCAGCAGAUCACGGAUGCGUGGGGGAUCGCCGAGAGGUUGGAUUUGGUGGGGCCCAUUGUUGAGCAGCCUGAGUACAAUUUGCUCUCCAGGCACAAGGUCGAGACUGAGUUCGUCCCACUGUAUACCAGCUAUGGCCUGGGUCUCACCACUUUUAGUCCACUUGCUUCUGGUGUUCUUACUGGAAAAUAUACCAAGGGAAAUAUACCUCCUGAUAGCCGAUUUGCGUUGGACAAUUACAAAAAUCUAGCUAGUCGAAAACUGGUUGAUGACGUGCUGCAAAAAGUUAAUGGUCUUAAGCCAAUUGCAGAUGAAUUAGGUGUACCAUUAGCUCAACUAGCAAUUGCAUGGUGUGCUGCUAAUCCGAACGUCUCGUCAGUUAUUACUGGUGCUACAAAGGAGUCCCAGAUUCAAGAGAACAUGAAAGCUGUAGAUGUAAUCCCUCUAUUAACUCCCGCUGUCAUGGAAAAGAUUGAGGCUGUUGUUCAAAGCAAGCAAAAGCGUCCAGAAUGCGUAAAGUAGACACGGUAUAUUUACAGGCUCCACAUAUUUCUACUCAUUGCAUAGCAGACUAGGUUGUUCCAACGCAAUGGAAUAGAAACUCAUGCCUUGUGGUGCUUUUGGUUAGCUUGUUGGAUCUUUUUUUCAUUUUCACGCUCGGAGGUGGUUGUUCGUAUUGAUGUUUCCUUCCUUCCCCCUCCCCCUCGUUUGUAGUAAGAGGGGGAGUCGUGGAUGUUCUCAGAACUAUUUGAUGACUUGUGGAUUUACCGGUAUUACCGUCCAAAAAUAAAAAGAUGCAUUCUGGAUUUGGUUUUAAAGAUA